AUGGAGGAAGAUGGCAACGCGCCGCCGCCGUUCUGGCUUCAAUCCUCCAACUCUCUACACGAACUCGACUACAAUCGCCGCCGUCGCCUCAGCCGUGCAUCGUCGUUCCUCCUCAACUCCAGCGCCUUUCUCAUUGUUUUGUUAGUAAUAGUUCUCUGUUUCAUCUUGAUUGUGAUUCCCAAAUUUGUACAGUUCACUUCUCAAUUGAUUCGGCCUCAAUCGGUCAAGAAGAGCUGGGAUUCGCUCAAUUUGCUUCUGGUUCUCUUCGCCAUUGUUUGUGGAUUUCUUAGUAGAAACACUGGGGAUGAUAGUAGAGCCUCUUUUGAAGAUCCGAGCGUUUCAUCGAGGCGAACAAUGAAGUCAAACCCUACGACUCCGCGUCGAUGGGAUGGAUAUACCGAUCAUCGGCCGAAUCAUUACACACUCAAUCGGAUGAGGAGUAGCAGUUCGUAUCCGGAUCUACGUCUGCAGGAGUCUACCUUUGAUGCCGGAGAUCACCGGUGGCGAUUUUACGACGAUACUCAUGUGACUAAUCAUCGGUAUUUGUCCUCUGAUCAACUUCAUCGCCGUCGUGAAACUCGGCCGGAGCUUGAACGCCUAGAUUCUGAUGCCAAAAGUAUUGGUUUCGACAGAUCUGAGAUUCGUGAAGAUGUAUAUUCACAACCGGCGAUACCUUCUCCGCCGCGGCCGCGGUCGCCGCCGCCACGGGUUUCUCCUCCGCGACCUCCAUCACCUCCUCCAACCCCUCCACCUCCCGCUAAUACGACUCCUCCUCCUAAAGUGGUAAAACGAAGGCCAAAGAGAACGCAUAAGGUCCAUAGCCAUACACCGGAUACAGAAAUUGAUCAACAGAACGAAAAUGGUGAUUCGGACGUCGCAAAUUUCCAACGUAUUCAGCUUCCACCACUCUCGCCGCCAUCGUUCUAUCGGGAAUCGGAGCAGAAGAGCAACAGAAACGAGAAGAAGAGAGGUGGUGCUUCAAAAGAAAUUUGGUCCGCACUGAGGAGGAGGAAGAAGAAACAAAGACAAAAAAGCAUCGAAAGCUUCGAGGCUAUCAUUGCCUCCCAACGCGCUUCAACGCCAUCAUCACCACCGCCUCCUCCGCCGCUUCCCUCGCCAUCAGUGCUGCAAAAUCUAUUUUCAUCCAAGAAAGGAAAAGGCAAAAAAGUGCAGUCCACACCUCCACCAGAGCCGCCUGCCUCCUCAGAACCUAAACCAAAGACCGAAGAUCGAAACCAGAUGCUCAAGCCUCACGAGCCUCCAAUGGAGCUCGACAGACUGAGCAGUUUAAACGACGAAGAGUACAAUACGCGCAUUGGCGGUGAGUCGCCAUACCAUCCGAUUCCUCCUCCGCCGCCGCCACCGCCGCCGUUCAGAAUGCAUGGAGACUUUGACAGUGUAGGAAGCAAUAGCAGUACACCGAGAGCCAUUUCGCCGGAAAUGGACGAGAGUGAAGCCGAUGGACCACCGGCGACCGGCGAAAGAAAGCUCGUGAAAGACUCAACAAUUCCGAUUUUCUGUUCAAGCCCUGAUGUCAACAGUAAAGCCGACAAGUUCAUUGCAAGAUUCAGAGCCGAUUUGAAGUUGCAGAAGAUGAAUUCCAUCAAAGAGAAGACGGCGAGGAAGAGAUCUAACCUAGGCCGAACAUCAGGCCCAGGCCCAAAGUAA
This is a messenger RNA of Benincasa hispida (wax gourd), 1668 nucleotides long. RefSeq lists its product as uncharacterized. The record is from RefSeq and is a predicted model, not a curated record. Lineage: Eukaryota; Viridiplantae; Streptophyta; Magnoliopsida; Cucurbitales; Cucurbitaceae.